This is a messenger RNA of Nothobranchius furzeri (turquoise killifish), 1712 nucleotides long. Its product is annotated as actin, cytoplasmic 2. Lineage: Eukaryota; Metazoa; Chordata; Actinopteri; Cyprinodontiformes; Nothobranchiidae. The record is from RefSeq and is a predicted model, not a curated record.
GGGGUUGCAGCACGCGCUAGCAUAAAAUCCUCCGAUUCGGUAACUUCAUUGCAGUCAAGCUACGACACUACACAGUGCAGCAGCUACUAUCAGGUCUCCUGAACGGGUAACCGCCUUCACACAGAAAAUGGAAGACGAAAUCGCUGCCCUUGUUGUAGACAAUGGAUCUGGAAUGUGCAAAGCUGGCUUUGCAGGAGACGAUGCUCCACGUGCUGUCUUCCCCUCCAUUGUUGGUCGUCCCAGGCAUCAGGGUGUAAUGGUUGGCAUGGGCCAGAAGGACAGCUAUGUUGGUGAUGAGGCCCAAAGCAAAAGGGGAAUCCUGACUCUCAAAUACCCCAUUGAGCAUGGUAUUGUGACAAACUGGGAUGAUAUGGAGAAGAUCUGGCAUCACACCUUCUACAAUGAGCUGAGAGUUGCCCCUGAAGAGCACCCAGUCCUCCUGACAGAGGCCCCCCUGAACCCUAAGGCCAACAGGGAGAAGAUGACCCAGAUCAUGUUCGAGACCUUCAACACUCCUGCCAUGUAUGUUGCUAUCCAGGCAGUUCUGUCCCUGUAUGCCUCUGGUCGUACCACUGGUAUUGUCAUGGACUCAGGUGAUGGUGUGACACACACCGUGCCCAUCUACGAAGGCUAUGCUCUGCCCCAUGCCAUCCUAAGGUUGGACCUGGCUGGCAGGGACCUCACAGACUACCUCAUGAAAAUCCUGACUGAGAGAGGUUACAGCUUCACCACCACAGCUGAGCGUGAAAUUGUGCGAGACAUUAAAGAGAAGCUAUGCUACGUCGCACUGGACUUUGAGCAAGAAAUGGGAACUGCUGCCUCCUCUUCAUCACUGGAGAAGAGCUAUGAGCUGCCUGAUGGACAGGUCAUCACCAUUGGAAACGAGAGGUUUCGCUGCCCUGAGUCCCUCUUCCAGCCUUCAUUCCUUGGUAUGGAGUCUUGCGGUAUUCAUGAGACAACCUUCAACAGCAUCAUGAAGUGUGACGUGGACAUCCGUAAGGACCUGUAUGCCAACACUGUCCUGUCUGGAGGUACGACCAUGUACCCUGGCAUCGCUGACCGUAUGCAGAAGGAGAUCACAGCUCUGGCACCCACCACCAUGAAGAUUAAGAUUAUUGCUCCUCCAGAGAGAAAGUACUCUGUAUGGAUUGGAGGCUCCAUCCUGGCUUCCCUGUCUACCUUCCAGCAGAUGUGGAUCAGCAAGCAGGAGUAUGAUGAGUCUGGUCCCAGCAUUGUUCACAGGAAGUGCUUCUAAAUGGACUGUCGGUUUUUGUCCCCUCAUUCAAAAACAACACUGCUCAAACGGGCUCUGCAUAUCUACACCAACACCUCUUCCGUUCUGUUGUCACUCUGGCUAUGGCACAAUGCCCCAAAUGGGGUGAAACUACAAGAAGUACAGAGCAUCCAGGCGGUGUGAAUGUGAGAAAUGUGUCUAUUGUGUAGGUCAGUCCAGAUGUCUUUAUUCACCACCUUAUUUGCCUCUAUGAAGGUUUAUUCUGGUGGGCUCACUGCCCAACAGACCUGUAGUAAUGCUUGAUAUGUAAAUUAUGUAAUCUAAACUUGUUUUUGUACUUUCAGCUAUAAACAAUACUUAGUCCAGUUUUUGUCAUGCAAAAGAUGAGGCUUCUACCUUGUGUUGAAGUGUUAUGGAAGGUUUGUGCAUGGGGCUAAGCCUCUGUACACUACAACUCAAUAAAGUGCACAUGUCUGAG